Messenger RNA from Bradysia coprophila, 3282 nucleotides. It is a transcript of the gene Neurochondrin, whose product is annotated as neurochondrin. Gene Ontology annotation, biological process: regulation of neuronal synaptic plasticity; neuron projection development. Gene Ontology annotation, cellular component: dendrite. The record is from RefSeq and is a predicted model, not a curated record. NCBI's taxonomy places the organism in Eukaryota, Metazoa, Arthropoda, Insecta, Diptera, Sciaridae.
AAUAUUGUGUGUAUUUUGUUGGUUAAUACGGUUAAUUAUACAAUAAUACUCGAGUGUUUUCGGAAAUGUUUAACAUUUUCCGCAAUCGUAUGAACAAAUAAACCAAAACAUAAGAUUCCAUAAGACAAUUCGCAACUGUUGGUGUCAGUUUUGUGAAUGAUAGCGUAGCAAUAAAAUUGUUAAACGAACGAAAUCGGAAGUGUUUACGAUUUAUCUUAAAAUAGAAACAAUAACAACACGGUAACUCAUCAGCACUGUGUGGUCACAGUAAAGAAGUGCCUAAUAGAAAAUCAACCGGACCGAAAAUCAUUUUUGUUUUUUUUUUUGUGAACGAUAAAUUUUCCACACGGCAUACAAUACAUGAACAUAACCUUAAAUUUGAACCAAACAUAAACAUUAUUUCGUGCAAACAUUCCCCGAGUGGAAUUGACCGAGCCAGUGCAUUUACGUUGCGAAAGAGAACCGAACAUUGUACAAUUUCGACUAAAUAAAAUGUAUAAAUAAAUGCAAUCGUAUUGUGAUCGUAUGCAAUCGACACGGUCUGGAGAGACGAAAUCAUUCCAGAUUUAGAUCGGGUUUGGCCUGAGGACUUCUAAAUUUAACAACGAUUUCAACUUUACAUUCAUAUUAUCAUACACACACGACACACAAAAAAAAACUAUUCCGUUGAAACGCGCGCAGAUGAUCCCGAUGGAAACAUACGACACAGACGGAAUUUUUGAACUCAGUCGCAUAUAAUUAUCCCGCUGAUGUGGUUCGGUCGUAAUACAUUCGUAUAUCGGUCGUGUGCGCGUUAAACUUAAUUCAGUGAGAAUUUCGCAAUCAGAAAGAUUUCCGUUUCGACUGAUUUCUUAUUGUUCGGACUCUAAUAGUGUGAACCAAAAAAAAUGUCGGACUCUACGAUUUCUGAGCCGGUCAAAAAGUGUAUCGAACUUUUGAAUACGUCGAAAAGUGACACACAGAAAUUUGCGGCCCUGUUUAUGGUUACGAAGCUAGUUAAGGGGAAGGAUUGUACUACCGCCGCUAAAAAGGCGUUGUUCGAAGCGAUUGGAUUUAAAUUUCUAAAGAAAUUAUUGAAAAGUGAGAAUGUUCCAGACGAUUGUCCGCCAGCGGUCUACAAAAGUGUUGCUCUGUCAAUACUUACCUGUUUCUGUCGCACCGAGGAAUUGGCCACCCACAAGGAAAUGCUCGAAAAUAUUCCAGUUUUCUUGGAUAUCGUACAAACUGCCGAUGACGAAGACUACGACGACAAUUUGAUUAUUGUAAGCGAAGCAUACAGUUGUCUGCAAAGCAUCGCCUCGUUCGAACCAGGCCAAAAGGCCCUCCUCAACGUGGGAGCAAUUGGAACAAUGUCGCAAAUCUAUUCGCAACAAAGCUUCCAAACCGACGAAGCACUGAAUCUGUUAGUUACUCUAGCGAACAAGUUUGGACCGCAAGCUUGGUCGGACGAUGUUAAACCGUUUCAUGCGUUGGUUACCCGAAUUUCGUUGGAUUUAGAAACGGAUCAUACUGAACGAAAGUUUGAACUGUGCCAAAUUCUGACAUCGUUGAUCCACAGUUGCCGACGAGAAAUUAUUGUAAAGACGGUGUCCGAAGAAAUUUGGCCUGAAAGCAUUUACAAGGGUCUGAAUGACAUUUUGAAAAGCAAAAUCGGUAAAAACCAACGUGAUCCAGCACUGAAGUUAGCUGCAUGUGUUGUGGAGCUACUUGGAAUUGAAUGGACCCUGAGUGAUGUCGAAGACCCGAAAAAAUUCUACCUCCUGCUUCUUCAGCUCGCUGCCAUUGAAGUUCGUAUGCAGAUGGACGAGAAAAGUUUCAAGCAAGCAUUUGCCAAUGGCGACCUAAUUACGGCCUGUUUCAUCAUUUUGGAAUUGUCGAUUAACUACAUGGCAACCGACCAAUUAGACUUAGAACAGAAGGAGAAGCAACAAAUUUAUACAGCUCUGAAAGGCGCAUUUAAUGCUGUGAUGUCAGUUUUGACACGAUUAGAUAAGGACAAAUCAAAGGAUUCAUUGGCUGGAAAAGAAAAGGCUUUUGCGUGUGCCAUCGUGCGUGUAAUGAGCGCCUGGUUGGCUCAAGAAACGUCUGCGAUGCGACCAGCUGUCUAUCAGAUUCUACCGUAUAUGCUUCAGCUCGUCAACGAAACCUUUUACUCGGCAAAGAAGUUCCAUACCGAGAAACUUCAAGGCGAACGCCCAUCUGACGUUCUGCGCAUUAUGAUGCCAGCCUUAUGUCACUUGGCUGUGGAGGAGAAGGCUCGUGACGUCUUGUUCAAAGUUAAGCAAGAUGAGGUGUUGUUCGACUCUUUAGAAUUCUACUUUUCGAUUGCACACUACAAAAAACCGCCAAUUCCACGUGCCGAACGUUUGGCUCGAAUGAAUGAACCCGACCCGAUACCAACUGCCGAACAACUUGAAGACAUGAAGGACGCCCGUGCAGCUAUAGUUAGCCUAUGCAACAUUUUCAUGAAUUUGACGGUGCUGGAAGUGAAAAUUGUCGAAGAAAGCGAACUGUUCGAUAAACUAUUGAAAUUCAUAUUCGAAAAUUUGCCAAUAUUAAAAGAUAUUCCCGAAAAUCUGGUGAUGCACGGCCAUCUAGCGAUAUUGGGUCUUCUUCUGCUCAAACAACAAGCGAAAAAAGUGAAGAAAAACGAUUUCACCAUUUGCCGGUACAUCCAGGCCACCAUUCGUUUCCUGUGGGAUGCAUACAUCGUCGACGAAUCGAACGAUCCUACCGCCUUGGUCGUAGCGAUGGCAUACAAAGAACACUGGAACGAAAUCAUGGAACUUUGGUUCUUGGGCAUGCAAACAAUGAGUGGAAUAUUGGCGCCCAUUCCGUGGCUGUCCGAAUUCGCCAUCGAAAGUGGAUGGGCCGAAGGCAUUAUCGAGACGUUGAAAAAAGUGAAAAUUGGCACCUUGCCACCGAACGUUAAAUCAGCUUAUGAGGAUUUUCUAUGUCAAUUGGUAUCGGUAAAUAAUGAUGUUGUUGCCGUACUGAAGAAAGCCGACGCUUUACGAGUGUGUCGAAAUCACCGACUGAUGGAACUUGGCAAACGAUUGUUCGGUGAUUAAGAGCGAUCAGCGAAAGAAAUGACUUUUUUUGUUUAAUUAUAAUGAGAUUGAGUACAUUUACACACACACACACAUUGCUUGGAAACAUAUUUUAACUGAUUUUGUAUUCGUUCUGUUGGAUCAACGUUUUUUUUUUUCUUCUUUUGGAAUAAUCUUUUGUACACAAAAAAUAUUUCAUUUCGUUGAAACUGCUAAAUAAAUGUUUUAAAUG